CGGGCAGCUCUCGGCGGCGGCGGCGGGAGCGGAGCGGGGCGGCCGCCCGGCAGCUUGAGGCACACUCCUCAAUAAGAGAAAUGAAGGUGUCUCAACGUUCCCAAGAGUCCAGAUGGUAAGCAAAAUGUGCCAGGAGUCAGCCCUGGGAUGCCCAUGGACAGCUGCAGCCCGCUGGGCUCCUCCGUGUUCCUGAUCAUCUCCGUGUGUGUGGCCACUGUCAUGCUGGGCAGCCUCUGGAUGCUGCUGCGUGACGAACCCACCUGACCAACUGUACCACCUGUGAUUAGUUGGACGAGUUCUCCAGGCACGUGGUCUACUGGAAAGAAGUGUUUACCAUGCCUCUGGGAACGUUCCUCCUUCCUGUUCUCUGUUUCUUGGGAGCAUCAAUUCCACGGGGACUGCAGUAUGUCACAUUCUCACACAAUGCUACAAAAUUCCUCCACCUGUCCAUGGACUUGGAAUCUGGGACCGUUUACUUGGGGGCCACCAACUUUCUCUUUCAGCUGACAUCUGACCUGCUGUUGGAGAACAUGGUUCAGACUGGGCCAGUUCUGGACAGUAAGGAUUGCCUCCCACCGGUCUCAAAGCUGGAGUGCCCUCAGGCACACCACACUGACAAUCACAACAAGCUGCUGCUGGUGAACACUGUGCAGAAGGAGCUCAUUGUGUGUGGCAGCGUCCACCAGGGGAUCUGUGAGAAGAGGAGCCUGGAGUCCAUCGACCACGUCCUCUUCCGUCCGGAGAGCCCUGGUGACACUCAGUACGUGGCUGCCAAUGAUCCCAACAUCACCACUGUGGGACUCAUCGCCUACUCAAAGGAUGAGGUGCCCUUGCUGUUUGUGGGACGAGGGUACACCAGCCGAGGAGUGGGAGGAGGAAUUCCUCCCAUCACAACCCGGAAUCUCAGGGCCCAUGGAGGGGAUGUUCAAGCUACAGAUUCUCACUCCAUUUUCUCCUAUGAAGAAACAGCAAAACUGGCUGUGGGCCGGCUCUCAGAGUACAACCACCAUUUCAUUAAAUCCUUCACUUACCACUCCAGUGUCUAUUUCCUCUUCUACCGGCGGGACCUCAAAUCGCAGUCACGUGAGUACAAGACCUACAUCUCACGCAUCUGCCUGGAUGACUCCCACUAUUACUCAUACGUGGAGUUACCUCUGCUGUGCCAGAGCAAAGCCAAUACAUACAGCCUGCUGCAGGCAGCCUAUGUCACCCGGCCGGGAAAGGAGCUGGCCCAGGGACAGCUGGACACCGAGGGCGAGGUGCUGUUUGCAGCUUUCUCUGCCUGGCAGGCUUCCUCUGGGAAACUGAGCGAGGAAUCUGCGCUCUGUGUCUACACAAUGGAGGAGGUGGAUCGCCUGACCAACUGGACUAGGGAUGUUUGCUACAUGAGAGAUGGGAAGUCAGAAGAAGGGACAGAAGUGGCAUAUAUUGAGUAUGAUGUCAGUUCCAACUGUGUCCAGCUGCCAGCGGACACCCUGUAUGCCUACCCCUGUGGCUCUGACCACACUCCCAGCCCUAUGGCCAGCCGGGUGCCCUUGGAAGCUGCCCCUCUCCUGGAGAAAACUGAGGCCCGUCUGACAGCUGUGGCAGUGAAUGUGGAAGAUGGCCACACCAUUGCUUUUCUUGGAGACAGCAGAGGAAGGCUGCACAAGGUGUACUUGGGAGCCCAGGGAGAGGCACACACCUAUGCUUCAGUAUCUAUCCAGGUGAACAGCAUGGUGAGUGGAGACCUGCUGUUCGACCAGUUGCAGGAGCACCUCUUUGUCAUGACCCAGUCAAUGGUGGUAAAGGUUCCCAUAAUGGAAUGUUCCCUGUACUUGGACUGUGAAUCCUGUCUGGCACUGAAAGAUCCCUACUGUGGCUGGUGUGUCCUUCAGGGAAGGUGCAGCCGUCGCUCCGAGUGCUUGCGGUCCAGGCUGAGUGAGCAGUGGCUCUGGAGCUUUAACUCUACACAGCAGUGUCUGUCUGUCCAGUCACUAACUCCAGCCAAUAUCAGCAGAGAGGAAAAGAGAAAUAUAUUCUUGGCCAUCUCGGACUUACCUUCUCUGCGUGAGGAAGAAUUUUACUCGUGUUAUUUCGAAGAUUACGAAAGCCCAGCAGUUCUGACAGAGUCAGGAAUCAUGUGCCCUUCUCCAGAUCCCAGCCAAGCACCAGCUUUGCCAACAGGAACAGAUCAUGUCACCAUAAAGCUUGUAGUGCGUUUCCAUGACAUCUUCAUUGCUUCUGUGGACUUCUCUUUCUAUGACUGUGCUGCAGUGGCCCUGCUGUGGAAAUCGGCACCGUGCCAGAAAUGUGUGAGCAGUCUCUGGGGAUGUAACUGGUGCAUCCAGCAGCACCUCUGCACCCACAAAGCAACCUGUGAGGAGGGAACCAUUAUCUACAAUGAAAGGGCUCAAAUCCCAAUCUCGAUUGUGCAUCCCUCUUCAGCUGCUCCCCUCACCAAAUCCUCCACUGCAGCCCCCACCAUGGCCACAAAACCUGUCACCACCCCUGUGCACGUGGGCCCGAGCACUGUGCCCCACACGGAGGCCAUCCACGUCACGCCCUCCGCAGCCUGGGAGGCGACGACGGAGCUGGCGCAGAGCCCCAGCUACACCCGCCUGAGCCUGCCCACCGAGGGCGCCUCUCUGCAGGCUGCCACAGAGGCCCCGCUGCCACCGCCGGCAGACAACCCUGUCACUGUGCCAGAGACAACUUCUCCUGCUGCACCUGUCUUCUCCAGCCCGUCUAAGAACAUGGAUCACAUAGCCUUGCCCACUGAAGGGCCAGCCACGGCCCAGGAGGCCCGGCACACAGACCCACCCACCACCCUCGGGGGUAGCCCUCUGCACACCUCUCCAGUGGCAGCUGUAACACUUUCCCCUCAUGUCACAAGUUUCAAGUGGCCUCCAAGUCCUUUUCCUACCACAGAGGCACUGACAUCUGCCAUCUCAUCUCCCCAGACCCCCAGCCAGGUGCCAGGGAGCCCUGUUGUCUCUGAUGAUGAUACUCCUGGAUCGCCAGGAACUGAGCUCCCUGUUUCAGGGCUCCCAACGUCAGCUCCCCCACAGUGGCUGACAGAGCUCCAGGACACAGAGGACUGGAUGGAUUUACUGCAGGCUGAGAAUGACACAUCUCUUUUCUCUGCUUCUACUCUUCUGUCGGGUGAUGGUGAUUCUUCAGAAAGGGAUGUCCCUGACUUUCCCAGGAUCCUUCACCCUGACCUUGAUUAUCAGUAUGAUGCCCCUGAGUUUUGGGAGGAGAGUGAAGAACCUAGCUGGGGUCCAAAUGCAUGUCCCUGUGUGCAGGGAAUCCAGGGAUCUUCACUGUUUCCAGUCAAUGUGGCGAGGAAGAUAACCCUGCUGGGAAAGAACUUCCACCUCUAUCAGGACCAGCAGUGGGACUAUGAGUGUGUCUUGAAUUUGGAGGGGAGGACAGUGGUGAUGGAAGCUUAUGUGGAAGGAGAAGAAACAAACAAGUCCCUCUGUUAUAUCACCUGCCAGAUGAACCAGUACAGUUAUACAGCACCUCAACUUGAAUUCAAUGCUGUGGUGUUUGUGCAGAGGCGACGGCACCUUCGAGUGGACAGUGCUGCAGAUCUUCAUGUGACUUUUUACAACUGCUCUGUGGGACACACUGAUUGUAGCCGCUGCCAAACAGCUGACUCAAAGUACAACUGUGUGUGGUGUGGAGGUGACAACCCCAGCUGUAUCUUCAGGGGCUCUUGCAAGGAAGAAAUCGAAGACCUGUGUCCAGCACCUCUCAUUCACUCUGUGUACCCCCUGUCUGGACCAGUGGAAGGUGGCACUAGAAUCACCAUCACUGGCUCAAACCUCGGGCAGAAACAUCAAGACAUUGCAGAAACUGUCACUGUUGCAGGAAUUCCCUGUGCCGUAGAUGCUCAAGAGUAUGAGAUCUCUAGCAGCAUUGUGUGUGUCACUGGCGGGAGCUGGACAGAGAGGUUUGGGCAUAUCGUGGUGGAGGUGCCUGGAGGAGGUCGUGGGGUUUCUGGUCAUGUUUUCACCUAUCAGAAUCCAGAGCUGAAAUCCAUUGUUCCAACCCAGGGUCCCAAAGCAGGAGGAACCUGCCUUACCCUUCUAGGCUCAAAGCUGCUGACUGGGCAUCCUAAUGAGAUCAGUGUGCUGCUUGGAGACCUCCCUUGUCAAAUCCUCUCUGAGAUGACAGAGGAUCAGCUGGCAUGCCAGACAAGUCCCAGCAAUGUGUCCACAGAACUCCCAGUCACCAUCAAAUACGGGGAGCAAGAGCGGAGAUUGGAAGGAUCCCUCUUUAGAUAUACUCUGGAUCCCAACAUCACUUUUGCAGAGCCACCUAAAAGCUUCCUCAGUGGAGGGAGAGUGCUCAGAGUUCAUGGAUACAACUUGGAUGUUGUACAGAAACCAAAGAUCCGAGUUACAGUUUCUCCAUCUGAACGCCGGCGCCGAGGAGUGGGGCGAUGGCGAAGGAUCGUCCCAGACUCUGAGUGUCCUGAGGGCUCUCUGUGCAGCAUCCAGCAGUUUGAAGAACCAUGUCUCGUUAACUCUUCCUACCUGAUCCUGUGCAAAACUCCAGCCAUUAACCUGCUGUUGAGGAGUGUCCGAAUCAAACUGGAAUUUAUUCUGGAUAAUCUGAGCUUUGAUUUCAACUCACUGCAUCCCAUGCCUUUCUCUUAUGAAGUCAACCCCAUCCUAAAACCAUUGAAUGCUGAGGACCCUGCCAAACCAUAUCGUCACAAGCCAGGAAGUGUCAUCUCUGUGGAGGGGGAAAAUCUAGAUCUGGCUAUUUCCAAGGAUGAAGUUAUGGCUAUGAUUGGGGAAGGCAUCUGUGUGGUGAAGACGCUGACAAGGAAUCACCUGUACUGCGAGCCCCCCUCGGAGCAGCCGGCUCCGCGGCACCGCACCAAGCGCGAGGGCACGGACCUGCUCCCAGAGUUCACGGUUCAGAUGGGAAACCUGAACUUCCUCCUGGGCCGAGUGCAGUAUGACACAGAGAGCCAGCUCACCUUCCCGCUGGAGGCACAGAUCGGUUUGGGUGUCGGUGCAUCCUUUGUGGCACUGAUUGUUCUGGUCAUUGUCUUCAUAUACAGGAGGAAGAGCAAACAGGCUCUGAGAGAUUACAAGAAAGUUCAAAUCCAACUGGAAAAUCUGGAAACGAGUGUUCGGGACAGAUGCAAAAAGGAAUUCACAGACCUGAUGACUGAGAUGAUGGACCUCACAAGUGACCUUGUGGGCACAGGGAUCCCCUUCCUGGACUACAAGUCCUACGCAGAACGCAUUUUCUUUCCGGGCCACCGUGAGUCUCCACUGCAGAGGGACCUUGACAUUCCUGAGUGCCGACGGCAAACAGUGGAGCAGGGCUUGGUCCAGCUCUCCAACCUCCUCAACAGCAAACUCUUCCUCACGAAGUUCAUCCACACUCUGGAGAUCCAGCGCACUUUCUCUCCCAGAGACCGGGCCUAUGUGGCAUCGCUGCUCACGGUGUCGCUGCAUGGGAAGCUGGAGUACUUCACUGACAUCCUCAAAACACUCCUGAAUGACCUCGUGGAGCAGUAUGUGGCCAAGAACCCCAAGCUGAUGCUGCGGAGGACAGAAACAGUGGUAGAGAAGCUGUUGACCAACUGGAUGUCCAUCUGCCUGUAUGCCUUUGUGAGGGAUUCUGUUGGGGAGCCCCUUUACAUGCUGUUUCGAGGAAUCAAACACCAGGUGGACAAAGGGCCAGUUGACUGGGUGACAGGGAAAGCCAAAUAUACCCUGAAUGAUAACCGCCUUCUGAGAGAGGACCUGGAGUACCGCACUCUGACCUUAAAUGCUUUGACACAAGCAGGAGUUGGUGCAGGAGGGGCAGAAGACUCUCAAGGGAUUUCUGCGAAAGUGCUGGACUGUGACACCAUAACCCAGGUGAAGGAGAAAAUCCUAGAUCAGAUCUAUAAAGGGACGCCAUACUGUCACCGGCCAGACCCAGACACCCUGGACCUCGAGUGGAGAUCGGGGCUGGCAGGUCAUCUGAUACUGUCCGAUGAGGAUGUGACAUCUGUUGUGCAAGGAACUUGGAAACGUCUGAACACUCUUCAGCAUUACAAGGUGCCUGAUGGAGCAACAGUAGCACUCGUCCCACGCCUGACCAAGCAUAUCCACAGGGAAAAUCAGGAUUACAUCCCAGGAGAAAAAACACCAAUGCUGGAAGAUGCAGAUGAAGGUGGGAUCAAACUUUGGCACCUGGUAAAACCAACAGAAGAGCCAGAGCUUCCCAAGCAUCGGCGUGGGAGCUUAAGAGAUCGGGAGCGGGCCAAGGCAAUCCCAGAGAUCUAUCUGACACGUCUGCUCUCAAUGAAGGGCACUCUGCAGAAGUUUGUGGAUGACUUGUUCCAGGUGAUCCUCAGUACCAACCGCCCUGUUCCUCUGGCAGUCAAGUACUUCUUUGACCUGUUAGAUGAGCAGGCCAUGCACUAUGGCAUUGCAGACCCUGAGACCAUCCAUAUCUGGAAGACAAACAGCCUCCCCCUGCGGUUCUGGAUCAACAUCAUCAAGAACCCCCAGUUUGUUUUUGAUGUUCAGACGUCUGAUAACGUGGACGCUGUGCUGCUGGUCAUUGCACAGACCUUCAUGGACUCCUGUACAAUAGCUGACCAUAAGUUAGGGCGGGACUCUCCAAUCAAUAAGCUGCUUUAUGCCCGGGACAUUCCUCGCUACAAGCAGAUGGUGGAAAGGUACUACGCAGACAUUCGUCAGACCAUCUCUGCCAGUGACCAGGAGAUGAACUCUGCCCUGGCUGAGCUGUCACGGAAUUACUCAGGUGACCUCAAUUCCCUGGUGGCUCUCCAUGAAUUGUACAAAUACAUCAAUAAAUACUAUGACCAGAUCAUUACUGCCUUGGAAGAAGACCCAACGGCACAGAAGAUGCAGCUUGGAUAUAGACUGCAACAGAUUGCAGCAGCUGUGGAGAAUAAAGUCACAGAUUUGUGACAGGCACAGACAGACUGCUCUCCCCUGGCUGAAUGGGGACAGUGCUCAUCCCAGUUGAUAAACAGGGUGUCCUGCUGCCAUUGGAACCAGACUCUCCGAGGAACCUGCGGGUGACGUGAGCAAGGGGAUGGCCAAGGCAAUACAAAGUACAAGCGUCCUUGCAUCUCAGAGAAUAUUUUUUUACAGGUUUUUUUUUUUUUAAAGCAAAAUGAAACA
Messenger RNA from Camarhynchus parvulus, 7154 nucleotides. It is a transcript of the gene PLXNB1, whose product is annotated as plexin B1. Bases 336 to 6938 code for a protein of 2200 amino acids. Gene Ontology annotation, molecular function: semaphorin receptor activity; protein binding. Gene Ontology annotation, cellular component: semaphorin receptor complex. Lineage: Eukaryota; Metazoa; Chordata; Aves; Passeriformes; Thraupidae. Gene Ontology annotation, biological process: regulation of cell migration; positive regulation of axonogenesis; regulation of GTPase activity. The transcript is spliced from 38 exons. The record is from RefSeq and is a predicted model, not a curated record.